AUGACGCCUUAUCUGAUCUUUACGCUGCUGUGGUCAUGUCUCUGGACGCCCGCGGCAGCAACGCCCCAAGGAGACACACUGUCCACGUUCCUCUCCCUGCCGACAUGUGCCCAGCCCUGCACCAUCAACGCACUGACAGCCGGCGGCUGCGAUCUCUUUAACGCUACGGCGGUAGCUGAGUGCUCCUGCACCAACGUGCCGCUCAAGGCGGGCAUGUCCGUGUGUGUGCAGACCAACUGUUCAUGGGUAGACCAGAAGAAAUCCGCAGCCAUAUCAUAUAACCAGUGCAAAGGCUUUCCACAAGAGUCGCGCCAGAGAGACAUCUACAUCAUGGGCAUCGCCUGCUUGACGAUACCGGUUAUCUUUAUUGCCCUGAGGUAUUAUGCGCGGUUUCUCAUCGCCAAGGGUCUAUGGUGGGAUGACUGGAUGAUGAUGGUCGCGAUGGUGUCACACAUGGGAGGGUGUGCCUGUUUUUUCGCUGCUGACAAGGAUCACUCGAACCCCCCCGCCGCCGCAGCAACCAACCUGGGCUUCGGUUUGCACAUCUGGAACGUCUAUCCGGGUCACACCGAGGACAUGUUGAAGCUUUUCCACGUCGUCGAGAUCUUUUACAUCAUGAUCCAGGUCUCGGCCAAGCUGUCCCUCGUCCUGCUGUACUGGCGCAUCUUCCCGACGCGCUGGUUCCGCAUAGCCCUGCGCUGCUCCAUCGUCUGGCUCGUCGUCCACGGCGUCGCCUUCAUCUUGUUCGUCCUCUUCCAGUGCAUCCCCGUCGCCGCCGUGUGGGACCGGUCGAUAGAGGACGCCAGGUGUCUCAGCCUCAACGCCAUCGCCUGGGCCGGCGGCGCCUGUGCCAUCUUUGAGGACGUUGUCAUUCUGCUGUUGCCCAUUCCCGAGGUCAUAAAGCUGCAGUUGACCCUGCAGAAGAAGAUUGCGGUGUAUGCCAUGUUUGCUGUGGGGUCCUUCGCCUGCCUCACCAGCAUCAUCCGCCUCAAGUACGUCCACCUCUUCGGAAACACGCGCGACGAGUCGUGGGAGAACGUCGACGUCCUCAUCUGGUCCAUCAUGGAGGUCUCGGCCGCCGUCGUGUGCGCCUGCCUGCCCGCCCUGCGCCCGCUGUUUCUCAGAGUCCCCGGCUUCUUCACCUCCAACGCCAGCAAGCCCGGAUCUGGCGCCGCGACGCCGGCCCAGAACAACACCCCCGUCCGCGUCGACGACAAGGGGACGGGGAGCAGCGGCGCCAGCAGCACCACCGACUGCUACUCGUCCCGCCGUCCCUCCACCUCGGCGUUCCGCGGCGCGAGGAGCCACCCGGGCUUCGAGGAGCUGUCGAUGGACAGGGACGAGGUGCCUUUUGCCACCAGAGGCGUGGUCCAGCGCGCUCCGGAGGAGACGGAGCUGUCGGAAUUGGAAAAGGAGGUGGGGAUUGCGCGGUAA
This is a messenger RNA of Pyricularia pennisetigena, 1434 nucleotides long. RefSeq lists its product as uncharacterized. The transcript has 4 exons. Lineage: Eukaryota; Fungi; Ascomycota; Sordariomycetes; Magnaporthales; Pyriculariaceae. Bases 1 to 1434 code for a protein of 477 amino acids. The record is from RefSeq and is a predicted model, not a curated record.